Saccharomyces kudriavzevii IFO 1802 is the source of this 1062-nucleotide messenger RNA. It is a transcript of the gene ERV41, whose product is annotated as Erv41p. The transcript has 2 exons. The record is from RefSeq and is a predicted model, not a curated record. Gene Ontology annotation, biological process: retrograde vesicle-mediated transport, Golgi to endoplasmic reticulum; endoplasmic reticulum to Golgi vesicle-mediated transport. Lineage: Eukaryota; Fungi; Ascomycota; Saccharomycetes; Saccharomycetales; Saccharomycetaceae. Gene Ontology annotation, cellular component: endoplasmic reticulum; Golgi membrane; endoplasmic reticulum membrane. The coding region runs from base 1 to 1062 and encodes 353 amino acids.
AUGGCAGGGUUGAAGACGUUUGAUGCGUUUCCCAAAACUGAGGAAGAGUAUAAGAAGAAAUCUACCAAGGGUGGUUUAACCUCUUUGCUGACGUAUCUCUUCCUGCUAUUCAUAGCAUGGACAGAGUUCGGUGAAUACUUCGGUGGCUAUAUCGACCAGCAAUACACCGUGGACAACCAAAUUAGAGAAACCGUUCAAAUCAAUAUGGAUCUAUACGUCAAUAUGAAGUGUAAAUGGUUGCAUAUUAACGUUGAAGACCAAACAAUGGAUAGAAAGUUUGUAUCAGAGGAACUACAGAUGGAAGACAUGCCUUUUUUCAUUCCUUAUGACACGAAAGUCAAUGACAUUAACGAGAUUAUCACACCGGAGUUGGACGAAAUCUUGGGUGAGGCUAUCCCAGCGGAAUUUAGAGAAAAGUUAGAUACCAGACUAUUGUUUGAUGAAAAUGAUCCUGAUAAGGCAAAGCUCCUAGACUUCAAUGGUUGUCAUAUAUUCGGGUCCGUUCCAGUAAAUAGGGUUAGUGGUGUAUUACAGAUUACAGCGAAGGGUUUCGGCUAUGCGGAUUCACAUAGAGCAUCACUGGAAGAUUUAAAUUUUGCUCAUGUCAUCAAUGAAUUCUCUUUUGGUGAUUUCUACCCAUAUAUCGAUAACCCAUUGGAUAACACUGCGCAGUUUGAUCAGGAUGAACCAUUAACUACUUAUCUUUACUACACAUCGGUUGUGCCAACACUUUUCAAGAAAUUAGGGGCAGAAGUAGACACGAACCAAUAUUCUGUUAAUGAUUACCGUUAUUUGAAUAAAGAUAGCAGCGUCAAGGGCAAUAGGAGGGUACCGGGCAUUUUUUUCAAGUACAAUUUCGAGCCAUUGUCCAUCGUUGUUUCCGACGUUCGUAUAAGCUUCAUCCAAUUUUUAGUCAGAUUAGUGGCAAUCUGUUCUUUUCUGGUUUACUGUGCUUCUUGGAUUUUCACGUUAUUGGACAUGGCCCUUAUCACCAUCAUGGGACCCAAAUGGUCAUUACGCUAUCAGCCUGAUGCUAAAUCUAAAGGCAUUCUAAAUAGGUAG